GAAUAAAGGCGACGACGAAGACGUAGCACGAGUCGCAGAGUAAGAUACGCGAGUCAAAGCGAGAGUGAGUGCGCGACGAAUGGACGAGAGCGGGCGAGAGCGGACGCAGCGAGCGAAGAUGCCCGAUGGAUGAAUCCGGGCGGGUGACGACCGGGCGGGCCGUAAAAUGAUGUGCCCCGCUGUGACUCGGGAUAAAAGCCAUUAAGAUAAGGAUUUCUGGGCGACGAACCGAGGAUCCGAAGACCAGCGAACGGAAUUGGAAAAACGUUUUGCUUGUCUUUUUGCCCAUAUGGUCGCCAUGUGAUCUACGAGUGUAUUUUACAGUUGCUUGUCGCCCAUCGUCCGUAGUGGUAGUAGUUGCGCCCUAGAAUAUACUAAAAUAUAAAAACGGUCAAACGGAGAGGGUGGAUCGGAAUGUGGAAUGUUACCCUCAUACGGUGUCUCUGGGCGCCCUGCCAUUCAAUACGCCUCUGUUGACCUCAUUAAUCCGCUCUGAAUAUUCACGCAUUUCAUUCGCCUGAGGCUCAUUUUCGUGAUUAUUGUCCAUUUUAUUUGUGCGAUUUUUUAUGGCGAUUGUGCAGCCUUUUAGUCCUGCUCGAGCUCUCUCUCACUGUUCAUUUCACUUCACUUCUUCUGCGCGCCUGGAAUAUGGAGAAUGUAACCGAAAUGAGAUACUGUGUUCUCCACGUCACACCUCAGAAAGAACCUUUCUCUGCCCGGGACUUUCAAAAUGUGAAGCUCGCACCGUCGCAUUUAAACUACGGCGAGAAUUGUAUUUUUCUCCUGACGGUUCGCGACUGUUCAUUCGUGCCCACUGUUCAACAUUUUGCUGCUAUCUGCUAAGCUUGCAUCACUAAGUUAUGGAGGCAAACCUAGUUUAAUCCAGUCAACUUGCAUCUGCCAAUGAGGGGGAGAGCCACCUAAUGACGCAUCAUAAUUAUUGAUCAAGAUUACAUGUUUACUUAGAUCAAUGGCAUUACAUUGUGGGCCUUCUUCUUCCCUCUGCUGAGAUCAAGUGAGGUACGUUUCCAAUAGUCUUGAGAACAUGUAUGUCACAAGGUAUUGGUCAGUGUCAUGACCAAAGUGAGGUGACUCCAUGAUGAACUAAUUCCUUACCCUGCAUUUACAUGCCCUCACAAUUCUAAUCUUAAGCCUACGGUAGCAAAAGACUUCCACGUCAGCUCGAUGGGCCAUAUGUCCCACUAGUCUUUAUCAGAGUAAAUAAUUAUACAGAAUAAACUCGGUUGCUCAAAUGUUUUCUGAUAAUAC
This is a messenger RNA of Marchantia polymorpha subsp. ruderalis, 1269 nucleotides long. The record is from the annotation of a GenBank genome assembly. NCBI's taxonomy places the organism in Eukaryota, Viridiplantae, Streptophyta, Marchantiopsida, Marchantiales, Marchantiaceae.